CCGCCUAGUCUCCCCGGGCUCGGGCUCGGCUCAGACUCCGCUCUGCUCUUCUCUUCUGCAGCCCUCGCUCUCCCUGCCCGCAGCAGCUCCUCCUCGGCUGCGCGGCGGCGGCCCGCUCGGCAUCUGCAAGCGACCACACACAGUCGGCGGCGGCGGCGGCGGCGGCAGCAGCAGCAGCGGGCGAGGAUGAAGUGCAAGCCGAACCAGACGCGGACCUACGACCCCGAGGGCUUCAAGAAGCGCGCCGCGUGCCUGUGCUUCCGCAGCGAGCGCGAAGACGAGGUGCUCCUGGUGAGCAGCAGCCGCUACCCCGACCGCUGGAUCGUGCCCGGCGGGGGCAUGGAGCCCGAGGAGGAGCCGGACGGCGCGGCGGUGCGCGAGGUGUACGAGGAGGCGGGAGUCAAGGGGAAGUUGGGCCGGCUGCUUGGUGUCUUCGAGCAGAACCAGGACCGCAAGCACCGGACCUACGUGUUCGUGCUCACCGUCACCGAGCUGCUGGAGGAUUGGGAAGACUCGGUCAGCAUCGGCAGGAAGCGAGAGUGGUUCAAGAUCGAAGAUGCCAUCAAGGUCCUCCAGUGCCACAAGCCCGUGCAUGCCGAGUACCUGGAGAAACUGAAGCUGGGCGGCUCCCCGACUAAUGGAAACUCGGCCGCCCCGUCCCUGCCGGAGAGCGAGCCCUAGUGAAUGGAAUAAAUGUUGUUCAGAUUUACUUUGAAAGAAUCAAGUAUGUGACCCCAAUGAUGAAUGGAAUUGUGAAGCACAGGUGAGCUCUUUGACAUCCCCAAGGACACAGCUCACCCUAUGCUUUUGGACGCUGCUUUCCUGUUAUUAACAAUGGCUAGACUUCAGGUUGUUGCACUACCACUGUAUCUGUACAGAAGUCUAUUUGGCACCUGUGGCCUUUUUGUGCUUUUGUCUGUAUUUCCCCAUCAGAUAUGACCUUGAAUGCAAAGAACUUGCUUUCUUAGUCUUUUUAUAUCUAGCAUACAUUACUUGAUAUAUGGUAGGCGUCACUGAAUAUUUGUUUAAUAUUUUGUAAUGAUAACGAAUGGUAAAACAUCCCUCUUCUAAUCUCUCUAGCAUAUAUGUGGCUUUUGUAUAUCAGAUGUCUCCCAACUAUUUCAAGGCAGCUGUAAGAUAGUAGCAAAGAUUCAUAUUCAUAUGUCUGUGUUAUCCCAGACAUUAUGUACCUCCUACAUUUGCCAAAAUUUUGAACCUAAAUUUAACUGUGCCUCUAGACAUAAUUUCUCCUCUGUAGAAACUUCAGGAGACAGAGAAACAGUUUACUGUAUAUCAAACAGAUGAGAUUCAUAGAAUCCUGACUUCAAGAAAACACAGGACAGAUGAUCCAGUUUCUUCAGUAUAUAAGUCACAAGGAUGAAAGGAAAGGGUGGUGGUUAAACCUGUGCAUUGAAAAAAGGCUUCAGAGAGUGAUCAAUACUUGCAUGGAUCUUAUUUGGAUCCUGAUUUGAUCAAACUGUAAGAUGAAUGAGUUUAUCAGACAACUAGAAUAUUUUGAGCAUUGGCUAGAUAUUUUCACGUUCAUUAUUAUAAUACUGUUGUUAUAUUGGAGAAAAUAAUUCUUAUCUGCAUUCAUAUAUUUACAGUUGAAAUGAUAUAAUGUCUGGGAUUUGCUUCAAAAUGUAUCUAGAUAUUAAACACACUUGACAUACUCAAACAAGAUUGGCCUUCAAGAUGGUUGAAGCUGAAUGAUGAUUAAAUGAUGUUCAUUAUAUAUGUUCAUCUCUGCUUUUGUAUGUUUGACAUUUUCCAUAAUAAAAAAAGUUAAUCAAAAA
Molecule: messenger RNA, 1796 nt
Organism: Peromyscus maniculatus bairdii (prairie deer mouse)
Lineage: Eukaryota; Metazoa; Chordata; Mammalia; Rodentia; Cricetidae
Source: RefSeq, a predicted model, not a curated record